AGGGGGCCGCCACCUGGGCCGGGCCUAGCCUUAGGCGCCGCCGCCCCGCCCUUAGCCCGCCCAGCCCGGCCCGAGGGGAGGAACCGGCCCGGCCUCCCCGCUCGCCCCAGAGCCACCUCUGGAGUCGCAGCUACUGCCCUCCGCGCGCCGGACCAGAGGCUACCCCUCGCCCCUCAGGCAGACGCCAUGAAGAUCAAGGAUGCCAAGAAAUCCUCUUUCCCAUGGUUUGGCAUGGACAUCGGUGGAACUCUGGUAAAGCUAUCAUAUUUUGAACCUAUUGAUAUCACAGCAGAGGAAGAACAAGAAGAAGUUGAGAGCUUAAAAAGUAUCCGGAAAUAUUUGACUUCUAAUGUAGCAUAUGGAUCCACUGGUAUUCGGGAUGUACACCUUGAACUGAAAGAUUUAACACUUUUUGGCCGGAGAGGGAACUUGCACUUUAUCAGAUUUCCAACCCAGGACCUGCCUACUUUUAUACAAAUGGGAAGAGAUAAAAACUUCUCAACAUUACACACGGUGCUAUGUGCUACAGGAGGUGGUGCUUACAAGUUUGAAAAAGAUUUUCGCACAAUUGGAAACCUCCACCUGCACAAGCUGGAUGAACUUGACUGCCUUGUGAAGGGCUUGCUGUAUAUAGAUUCUGUCAGUUUCAAUGGACAAGCAGAGUGCUAUUAUUUUGCCAAUGCCUCAGAACCUGAGAGGUGCCAAAAGAUGCCUUUUAACCUGGAUGAUCCCUAUCCGCUCCUGGUAGUGAACAUUGGUUCGGGAGUCAGUAUUUUAGCAGUCCAUUCCAAAGACAGCUAUAAACGAGUAACCGGAACAAGCCUUGGAGGGGGUACCUUUCUGGGUUUAUGUAGCUUGUUGACUGGCUGUGAAAGUUUUGAAGAGGCUCUUGAAAUGGCGUCAAAGAAAAUAAACCGAGUUGUCUUUGUUGGAAACUUUUUGCGUGUCAAUACUCUCUCAAUGAAACUUUUGGCAUAUGCACUGGAUUAUUGGUCAAAAGGUCAGCUGAAAGCAUUAUUUCUGGAGCAUGAGGGAUAUUUUGGAGCGGUCGGUGCACUUCUUGGUCUGCCAAAUUUCAGCUAAAGUAUCAGGUUUAUCUCUGCUAAUGUCAUUCAAGAGGAACUGAAAACCAGAGGCAUUAUUACUGAGUUAUUUUUCACUGGGAACCAAAGGAUAAAAGAGUAGCACUCUUCCUGUUGAUUUUUAAAUGUCAGAAUGGUAAGCUGCUAAAUGUUGCCAUGUUAUAAAGAGAGCUCCAGUAACAUGAAAUAUUUCUAAUUGGAUUGCUUUUCUUUCUGUAUAUAGCCAGUGUUAAAUCCUUAAAUGCAAUACAGCCUCUGAUGAUUGAGCUUCCUCUCAAAAAGACUUUAUUUUAUGUAGCCAGCAUUGCAGUCCUGUAUGUUCAAAGAUGAAUCUUAAAGUCUCAGAAAUGUUUCGCUCAUGAAAAUAAUUGAUUCUGAAUGUUUGUUACAAGUCUGUUCUGUGUGUGUGUUGGUUGCUAAUACAUGGAUAGUAACAUACCAGUGUGGAAACUUAUUGAAAUGGCAAUUAAAGAUGAUCGUUUUUAUGUGAUUUUAGAAAUGUUAAGGAAAUAUUAAUUAUUCAUUAUUGUUUUCCAGACAUAUCUUCUCCCAAAAAGUGUGUUUAUGUGAUCUACCCCCAGAAGUAUAACCUCUUUCAAAUGCCAUAAUUUAAUUGAAAUACUGUUGUUAAACAUUACCUGGAAUUUCAGAGUGAACCCUAGGAAAUGCACAUAAUUGGCGAUACUGCAUUUUUUGUAUUUUGAGUUUAUCAGUACAUUUUAAAAUGUUUUUUAAUUGGAGGCUUAAUUACUUACUUGAAAAUCUGUUUGUUGAGGUUCCAGGAUGAUUCAAAUGGGGUGUAGUUUAUGUGUAUUGGUAGGGUUUUGUUCUCUUUCUACACCACAUCUAUCUUAGGCCCAGAGUUAGUUAGCCAUUUCUAUUUAAUUAGUUCUGAAGCAUCAAAGCUAAAGACUUUCUUUUAUGAACAGCAACAAAACAUUUAUUCUAAACGGAUGUUAUGGAAAUCUAAAGGACAAAUGGUUUUGAAACUGGGAAUCUUGAGGCAUUAUUGCAGAAUUAUGAAAGGAUCAUUGUAUAUUCUGGUAAUAAA
Cervus elaphus (red deer) is the source of this 2133-nucleotide messenger RNA. Its product is annotated as pantothenate kinase 3-like. Gene Ontology annotation, cellular component: nucleus; cytosol. Lineage: Eukaryota; Metazoa; Chordata; Mammalia; Artiodactyla; Cervidae. The record is from RefSeq and is a predicted model, not a curated record. Gene Ontology annotation, molecular function: ATP binding; pantothenate kinase activity. Gene Ontology annotation, biological process: coenzyme A biosynthetic process.